CUCACGCGCACGCCCCCUGAUGGAGCCUUCGAUUGCACUGUAACUUGUGGAGCUGCGCCCUCUGCUGGUGCCUCCCGAGCCUGUGCACUGUGGUGUGGAUACUGGAGGCGGCGACAACCUCACUUCAGGGGAUGCCAGUCCAGCAGUGAGGAGGUCAGGAUGAUGACGUCACCGGGGGCGGGGGACUACCUGUGUAUCGGCGACUACAUCUGUCUCUACUCCGUGGACACCGAGGGCUAUGUCUUCAGCAUCGAGUCCAGCACCAGCCACAGUGGUAUCUUCAUCUACCGUGGGCAGGAUCGCGACAAGCCCAGCAGGGUACCCAACCCUCAAGCUGUAACCUUUCAGGUGUGCAUACAAAACCGCUACAAGCUCAACAAAAAACACCGCAAAUGGCUGUCUCAGACGACCACGGCCACCGAGGCGGUCAACGACAAGGGGAUGAUGCAUCAGGCGAAGCUGGCUGCAGAAGCAGAGAAUGCGGACAAUGCAGCGGAACAGAAGCGGCAGCUGGGAAAGCGCGUGCGUUACGGCGAGAUCGUGCAGCUGCGGCACUCGUUCACCAACAAGUACGUGCACAUGUGUACCUCCCAGACGAGCCAGCGCGACAAGAACAACAUGAUGAUCAUGCUGCAGGACUUCAACGCCAAGAACGCGCAGUUCCGCAUCCUGCCUCAGUACAAGGUCAAGUCUGAGGGCGAAGUGGUGCAAAUCUACGACCAGAUCGUGUUUGAAAGCAUCAAGUCGCCGGGCCACUUCUUCCACGCCAGCCAGCCUUUCCAGGUGGACCACUUCAUUUUCGGGUCCGAGCUGAACCUUGGAGUGGAAAGGUCAGGGUUCACUCUUGUGCGUUUCUGCAAAGAGAAUCCUGAGCUGGAUCUUCUGGUCAAGAGAGGAAUAAGUGUUUUUCCCAAAUACGUAAAGGGUGGCAGCGUCAUUCGCUUGUUCCACAAGGAGCUGGAGGCGUACAUGGUGGCAGAGGGACUCUUCGAUGAAGAAGUUACAGAAGAUGUUCACUUCCGGAUCCGCGUGAUGGACCAGCACAAGCCGCGCACCCUGUCGCCGCCAUCUUCAGGCAACACUUUCUGGCAAAUCGAAGCUGAAAAUGGCAUUCUGUAUGGUGAUAUCAUUCGCUGGGAGCAGCAGGUGCGGCUGCGUCACAUGACCACUCGCAAGUACCUGAGCAUCGACGAGAAGCACGAUAUCAUGUUGACAGACGAUAACGAGGAUCCCAAGACUGUCUUCCGCCUGCACUCGGUGCUGAGUGAGAGGGACGAAAUACAUUUCGAAAGCUACGCGAGAAUCGAACACGUGUUGACUGGUUUCUGGCUCCACGCUUUGAAAGACGAAGACUACAUCAGGAAACAGUUUCGUUCCUUGGAUGAGACACAUGAUCAAAGCAUGAGGGGCCUCAGGUGGGACAGCGCCCAGGUGAGACAGGUGGCAGCCAGUGGAGAGAGCAUGUACGACGACGCCUUCACCAUCCAGCACGUGGAGAAGCAGUACGUGGACGACUUCAACUACGUCGGCGGCAUGGUGCCCUUCCUCCUCAACCUCAUCAAGGACCGCGACGAAGGAAUUUACCUGAACGCCAAGAAAACACACACCACCUUGACGGCAAUGGAGGAAUUGCGAAAAUUUCUUCUGCACAUGGGAUCGCCAGUUAAAAACAGACAGAAACUGAUGAGAAACCUCCGGGUCAUCGACCUGUUGGUGCGGAUCCUGCAGAGCCCGCUAGCAGGUGUGCACGACGAGGUCAACCUGGUGCAGGUGUUCAAGGAGGCAUACGAGAUCCUCUACACCUACAUGAUUGGCAGGUCCCGCAAAAACGCCCUCUACUUCGCCAAGUACAUCGACUUCUUCCAGACGCAGUUCACACAGAAGGGUGGCAUUGGCAUCAACGUGGCACAGAUGAUCGUGGAGCUGAUCCGUGACAAGCGCAAGAUCGUGGACCGAAUCACUCACCAACAGAUCGACGAGUUCGUGGGCCUGCUACAGGUGACGCAGAAUUACCGCUUCCUGGACCUCCUGCACGUGCUGUGCGUGUGCGAUGACGUGGCCAUCCCCAACAACCAGUCCUACAUCGUGCAGCGAUGGCUUCAUCGAGAACACAAAGGAGUGUACCUGACCGCACGUGGCCAGGACAUCAACCGUCAGCCCAACAUUCUCUACAUCUCCACCACCAACGGCGCCUCGUGGAUGGCCCUCCACGAGUUUGUCGAUGAAACCAACCCUGACUACGACAAGGAUCAGCACGACUUUCUUCAGCACCAGCUCGACCUGUACAAGGCCCUGUGCUUUGGUCGUAACGACUAUUCUAUCAACGUCAUCACGAAGGAAUUACGUUACCUGACGUGGGAGGAAACCUUUCUGUCCCUCCGAUCAGACAUCCUCCCAGACGCCAUCCGAGCCAAGUACUGCGACCUGACGACCAGUCUCUUUGUGGAUGUGGGCAACAACUACUCGGUGCUGGACCACCCUAACAUCUGCUUCGUCUACGACUACGUGGGGUCCAAAGACGAGGAGAAGUCGCAGGCGGACUUCGUGGUGAAAGAGCUGGUGGCCAUCUUUCCCGUGCUGAGGGACUGGAUUGCAGAGUUUCUGCAAAACAACAACAACAUGGUGGCGUCUGAAGUUGGCCACAACAUGCUGAUCGAGCAGGUCUUGCGCUUGCUGUACCACCUGGUCAAGUUCGGCUACUACCAAGACUGGGAGGACGUGCAGCAGUUGCUGCCCCCCAUGCUGAGCCUGCUGGACGGCCGCAAGGACUUCCCCUUCCCCAAGGACAAAGAUAAAGGCUACAGCAAAGAAGCCAUGAAACAGGUUCAGCAGUACCAGCAGCAGGACCGCUACGACAAGGGACCGGAAACAGCCGCCAUCGUCAACGCCAAGUACCAAGCUCUGGAGGUGCUGGAUCUCCUGCUAACCUACCAGCGAAACCUGAGGCUGCAGAGUUUUAUGGGAAAGUUCAAGAUGGCGGAGACAACCUCUACAGCGCGGAAGUCGCAGAAUGUGUUGUCGCCCCUGAUCUACGACACCUACAACCCUCAUGAUCAAAGCAAGAGGGCCCUCAAGAAGCAGAAGAGCGUGGUGAAGGAAUUGCGGGACAUGUUCAACGUGUCGGCCAUCUUUGACGUCGAGCUGCUGACCAGAAUCCUCCUGGAUCUGUCUCAGUACAAGUACAACAAGCUCAUCACCAAGGCCCUCAACAUUCUCAACAAAGUCUACUCCUCCAAAACCAACAUGUUCAAGCUGUCAGAGAAAGCCCAGGUGCUGUUGACGCAAGACUCGUCGCGCGUGCAUCGCGAGGUGCUGAAGAACAUGCCGCUGCUGCGGAGACUGGCGCGCGCCAAGCUGGACGCCCAGCAGGUGAAGCUCAUGAGUGACAUCCUCGACGACCUGGCUGAGUUCUGCCACCUGCCCAUGACACCGGACGAGCCGCAUCCCAUGAACCAAAACAUCCUCAUUAGCAACGGAAUACUCAUCAUUCUCUUUGACAUCUUGGUGCAAGAGAUCGACUUCAAGCUUCUGGAGCAGUACGCAGGCAUGACGGACAUCUUCAAGAAAACACUUUACCUGUUGCGGCUGUUGGCGAGAGAAAAUGACGCUGUGCAGCAUCACAUCUUCGAGAGACUGGAUAUUCUGCUGGAGGUCAGGGUGGUGGAGAGUGACCUGGCCAUGGCCCUCAGGGAGGUCUUCUACGGGAACCAAAACACUUGUUUGAAGAUCAACCCUCGUCAGAUCCAGAAGAUCGUCAACCGCGCGGCCGAGCUGCAGGACCGAGCGCCCGAGUUCCUGGACCUGCUGUCGAUGAUCGUCAAGGUGGCGGGCACCGGGCUGACGCUCAAGCGCAACCAGGCCUACGUCAUGAAGUACAUCAUGCAGAACUACAAGAAGCUCGCCUUCGUCCUCGACCUCGCGCGAGAAGAAAGGGAGAAGAUCCUGACCAGUCCGGCCAAAAUGUCCACACUUCGCUACUACAUCAGUCUGCUCGACCUGCUGGCCGCCUGUGCAGAGGGCGAGAACAUGUUCAUCGAGUCGCUGUGUCAGACCAUCCUGCCCAUGGACGACCUGCUGGCCAUGCUCAACAACCCAGCCAUCGACAAUGUGCUGAAGAAGCCCUUCCUGCGGUGUCUGCACCACGUGUACAUGAAGAGCAACGGCUCUGUGGUGGACAUGCAGACUUCAGAAAUUCCUCACGACAGCAUUCAGCUGGAGCGGCCUGUCCAUGACGUGUAUCGCGGCGAGCUGUGGGACUACCUGGCGUCAUUGUCCAUCGAGAUGAAUCGUCUAACAGACAGCAUUCGAGAGGAUCCAGAGAAAAUCGGCAUUCACCUCAAAACAGCGCCAGAGAAAAGCGGCUCUGCACAUGCGCCAGACUUCGAAUCUUCUGCGUACGGAACCGUGCUGUACAUCCUGGAGGGCGUCUUCCCGUUUCUGGAGACCUUCUACAGGGACUUCUACUUCCCCGACCAGCAGCAGUACGGUCAGGAGAUGGACGAGACGGACCACCUGGCCAAGGCGUGUGUGAUGUUCAGCGAGAUCGUGGGGCCGUUACUUUUCAAACCUAAUCACAUGAAGAACAUGGUCAACUGCCUGUCGGUCGUUGUUCCCGUCUCCAACAUGCCCAACUCGAACCUGGAGCACAUCAUGGAGCGCUUCGCGUCCGGCAUCACCGUGGAGGACACAUCCAGCGCCAUCAGACGGGGAAACAUCGAGUACUACUCAAGCGAGGUGGAGCUCAACGCCAAGUUCCGGGUGUUCGCCAAGAAUUGUGCUGUCGUCUUCGCCGGUCACAACACUGUCACUGCCCAGCUGCGACUCAAGUCCAAGAGGGCCUAUACCAUCAUCGGUUCCGACGAGGAGCUUCCCUUGGGGGAGGAGUUUCAGAGCCUGGUGCGCUGCUUCAUCGACACGCACGACAAGAAGGUGGACAAGCGGUACGGGCCGGCCGCCAAGCUCCUGGACCAACUGGCGAUUUCCAUGGAGUGCAAGCGCAUGUCUGAAGGCGCGCGCAUGGAGAUGGAUGAGCUCAACGUCAAGUGCUUCCAAGUGCUGCGCGCGCUAGUUCACAACGAGGAGCGCCGCCUGCCGGAGGACUGGGCCACGCGCACAACCGAGCCCAAGAUCACCAAGGUCCUGAAACAGAUCGGCGAGGUGCAGAAUAUGUUUGAUCGGUGUGGAGCCAUGAAGAAAUCUCUCCCGCACCUGGCCUCGCGCAACGACGAGAUCGCCAAGGAGGUGCUGGCCUUCCUGUGUAUCAUGCUCUUCAACGCCAACACCCAGGUGCAGCAAUCCAUGCUGACCUACUUUUUCUCCACGCGAGAGGAGGUCUUCUUCAUGGCCGUCAGGGACCGCAUGGCCUUGUCUACAAACUCCAUCAAAGAGAAGCGGUCCCUACAGGUGCAGCGGGAGGCAAAGCUGAAGGACUCGUCGUCCACCAAGAAGUGCCACAGCACCUUCAUCGUCACCCUCAUGGCGCUCAAGCAAAUACAAGCCUAUGAAAAUGCCAUGCGGCAGCAGCGACUGAGUGGUUGGACACGGAGACAGGUGGAGGGCUGUGUCAAGCCUGCCUCCACCAAAAAGACCAAAUCCAAGGCGCCAGAAAAGAAGCUGAUGGACAUGGCAGUCGGUGUUCUAGACGCCAAGGACGGCAAGGUCGGGUUCAAGGACGGCAAGAAAACGAAGGCCAGCAAGAAGGUGAAGGACAAGGAGCAGCACGCCAAUGGUGCUGCAAAGAAGGAAGUUCACUUCGCCAACCCGCAGAUGAAGGAGGACAUCGCGCUGAUGGACGCACAGGAGUUGCAGGACGUGGACAUCGCCGUCAAGCUGGAGGAGCCGGAGUCGGACCUGCUGGCGUCAGACACGGCGGCCUUCGAGUACCGCAACGACGGCUACAUCGAGCUGGUGCUAAAGGUCAUGGCCAGGAUGUGUGACGGGCAGAACAAACUGCUGCAGGAUUACCUGCGUGAGCAGCCAGACAACGUCAAGUCCUUCGACAUCAUCGCCGAGGUCACACGCUUCCUCAACGUCGUCUACUCCAACAUCAACGGCAAGAACAUCGACCUGGUCAUCCAGCUCUUUGAGACGAUGAACGAGUUCACGGCAGGAAAUCAGGACAACCGCAUAGUCAUCUACGAUAACAAAAUCAUCGACUACAUCAAUUUUAUCAUGCGGGCAGGUGACUUUGCAAACUGCUGUACAGAGAAGAUCCUGGAGCUGCGAAUGAGCAUCGCCAACCUCAUCAUGUCCUUGAUUGAAGAGAACGGGCCGGGGGCGACUGAGGUUGCCAUGGAAGUGAAAGACACUCUGGACAAGAAGGUUCUGCUGAGGCUGAUGGAGGAGUGCUACGAGAUGCACCAGCAAGACAAGACUAAGAUCGAGGAGCUGAAGGCCAGUGCCGAGACCUCCCUCCCUGGCGCUCCCCCGGCCCCGUCAGGCUCCCAGUCGGCGCUGGCCACGGCCCGCUCCUUCGCUCAGGCUGGAGGCAGUCUGCUGGCUGGUGUCAUGUCUAAAGAGAAGUGCGAGCAUGCAGAAGUCUACAUGGACGUGGGCUUCAGUCUCUACCUCAUCCUGGCGCGCAUGUGUGACAUCGACCCCAAGCUGCUGGACUACCUGAGAAUGACCCCCCUGCAACAAAAAGCCUUCAACUUCUACAAGAAGAACUCUCUGUCCAUUGAGCUCGUCAAAGAUGACGUUCUGCAGAAAGUCAACUUCCGGGUGAAAAACAAGCGGGUGCUGCGCGAGGAGGUGAAAGAGAAGCUCAAGUGGAACGUCGACCGCUCGUCUCCUAGCAACAAGAUUCGGGACCUCAUGGACUGGACUCGGGACAUUAUGAAGGACAUCGCCUACCAGCAGAAGAUUCUGAGCAACCUUCUCGCCAUUCUGCUCACCAAAGGAUGGCUUCUCUGGAACCACCUGGUCACCGUUCUCAGCUUUGCCAUCAACAUUUUUAUGCUGGUCACGUGGGAGGCCAAGGCAUCAUUGUCGACACCUGGAAUCAUCCUCAACACCACGGGCAUUCCCCCCGCUCUCCUCGAUCCGAAUCCCGUGAUAAACAACAUGGCAGAAGACGAUUAUGCGAUCACCAUGCGCAUCAUGGGCGGUGCACACAACGUGGCGUGUCUCCUCGUCUUCAUCAGCUACUUCGUGUGCAACCACCCGCGCCUGCCGGACCCGCGCCUCGUGCUGCACGUGUGCAGGAAGCUGCCCUGGCGCAAGGGUCACGACGAUGACGAGGACGACCAGAGGAAGAAGAAGCACGUGUCUAAGCUGGAUGCUCGCUUCUUCAGCUUCACCACCUUCUACUACAUGAUGUUCCUGGCUUUGUCCAUCAUCGGAACUUUCUUCAACGCCCAUUUCUUCGCCUUCCACAUGCUGAACAUCGUCAACAACAACCAGCUGCUGUCAGGCGUCAUCAAAGCCGUUACACAAAAUGGCAAAUCCUUGCUGUGGGUUGCGGUGCUGGGGCUGGUUGUGUUCUACCUCUACGGUAUCAUCGGCUUUGCCCUGAUGCGCAGCAUGUUCGACCCUAACGACUUCCUGUACUGCAGCAGCUUGUGGCAGUGCACCAUCACCGUCAUCCGCUACGGACUCAUCGGCGAUCUCUUCGAGGUGAUGAAACCGCACGAUAACGAAAAAACCUUCGAGAAAUUCGGCAUUGUGGUGUUGUACCACGUGUCGUUUUUCAUUUUUAUCUCCACCAUCGGCCUCAACAUCAUCUUCGGCAUCAUCGUGGACACGUUCUCGGAGCUAAGAGACCUGAAGUGGACAGCGGAGUCGGACAUGCGAGACACGUGCUUCAUCUGCAGCCGCAACAGCUACGACUUCGAGCACCACGGCAAGGGGUUCGACCAUCACGUGCGGUUCGAGCACAACAUGUGGGCCUACAUUUUCUUCUUCAUCCAUCUCAACGGCACCAAGGUGAACGACUACACUGCGCUGGAGAUGUUUGUCUUCAAGUUGCUGAAAAAAGAAAAUUACGACUUCUUCCCACUGGACCGGGCACUGUCGCUGGCGGCGAUGGGCAAGGACUCAACGGAAACCAAGCUGGACGACCUUUUGAGUCAGGUCACGUCCAUCGUGGAGAAGCAGCGGAUGGAGGAGCUAGAGAAGAAGAGACAUGAAGAGCGCAUGCGUCAGAAACUGUGGGAGCAGAAACAUCGACUAGGAAGCUUCCGCCGCCGGACCCGACUUCCGGCAGCGCUGAUGGACGCGGACCAAGUAGCGCCACAAGAAGAAGAGCGCGACAGGGCGAGGCUGCCACUCAGCCCGCUACCCUCGGGGCUGGCAGCAAGACGCCCCAGUAUUGGCGACUACACCAUGCGAGACACUGGUGCUCGCAUGGCAGUUUAUGGCGAAGGCACGAGGAGACCCAGCCUGUCCGAUCGCACGCUUGCGGACCAGAUGGCGCAGCGCAGCAUGCUGGGUGAGAUCGGCGCUAGGCCAUCUAUGUCCGACUUCAGCGGUCGUCUUGGCUACUCCGACCAUUACAGCCGCCGUCCCAGCCUGAGUGACCGCCGACCUAGCGGCGACCUGGGCUCCGGCCCUCUGUCCGUCUUCCACCGCCAGCCCCGCCAUGAGCGAGCCUCCAUCUUGGAACGUCAGCGCACGCUCAGGACUGGCAGUCCUUCGCGCUACGACCUCAGCGACCGAGAGCUUCCCUUCCGGGGUCACAGCCCCUCGCGCUAUGACCCCGAGGACGUUUACGUCAGAUCUCUGAGCCCCGUGCGUUACGACGGCACGCGCAGCCCUUCGCAGUCUCGCUCCCGCCACGGCAGCGACCCUGACCUUAUGGGUCUGGCCGUGGGUCGGCGAGAAGUCCCUACCCGUGACCCCAGUUCUGGCAUGCUGAGCCCCAAAUGGCCGGACAGCCACGCCGCAAGUCCCCGUGGUCCAGGGAUCUUCUUCCCGGAGACGGAGUCUGUCCACAGCCUGCGCGAACUCGGCCCCGACCGCCUGCUCAACGAUCCUUGGACCGACGACCACUUAGAGGGACCGUCCUUCCUGAUGGAACACGAGGUCCCGACCCGAGAGCGCGACACGGACGGCGACAGCGGACACAGCGGAGACCUCAGUCGCUUGGAAACCCGCCUGUAGUGGCGACACCUGGCCACGACAGCAGGCAGAGAGUCGGCUUUAGCUUUACAAGAAUGCAACCCUGACCGAGCCACUUCCAAAUAUUAUUUAAAAAUCAUAAACAUGAUUGCUUGCAUGACAUCAAGUCACUAGCUAAGUGCUGUUUAUAUUUUAUGGCAGUUACUAGCACCUGAGUUCAAAUCUGUUUCAUGCAGUACAAGUAUGUAAAAGUGAUACUGGGGCUUUUGGUCCAUUUGACUUUACUUCAAACAAUAUUUCGAUCUGUGCAUCCUGGCAAGUCUUUUGUUUUGAGGAUUAUCAUUGUUGACUUUGUCUAUACAUCUUAAGUCUACUUGUAAAUCUUGAAUCUCACCUGUCGUGGUUGCUACCAGCAACAUUGCAGACGUUGUCACUUCCUAUCACACCAUUGUCUUCCAUGGCUCUUGGUACUUUGUAGCUUGGAUCUGCUUCUUCAGGUCACGCAACUGACAUGCAGAGCACAUAUCAAUGGGUAAUGGCCCACAAUGGUAAGGGUAAUAAAAUGGGGUAGAAAGUCAGGACACAUAAAUAAAGGUCCACAUGGUAGCAGGACAUACCAUAGGUCAGGGUCCACAGUGCAGCUAGGACACACACUUACUGGUGACAAACCACAGGGCGGCCAGAUUAACACGUGCAGUCUUGACAGGAUGGCCAAGACCAGCGGGGUCAGAGGGGAAGAUUGUGAAUUACUGGUAUGUUGGAUCUCCUUUAAAUGAGAGUGCAAGUUUAUUUCACAGAUCUUUUUUACAUACAUGUGCUUUUAGUUUGCUGUACACUGAUGGCGUUCAGGUUUGCAGAUAUGUGGCCAGCAAGCUAUAAUCUACUUUUUCUCUUGACAAACGUGGUGCUGAGUAUUGAUUAGAUUUCGGAACUCCAGGUGAGCUCCCAUGUACUUCGACGGGCAGCACCAAUUAACAUCUACCUACUUCCAACACCUUUCCUCACAUGCUCCAUGAAUGCACUUCAAGCAAGUUGGACAGUGUUGCAUCCAGCUCCUGACAUCCUACCAUAAUUCUCAUCCACCGACCAUUUUCCCUCACCUAUGUCCCUGCAGAAUUUUGUAGCAAGUAGAAAGUAUGUACAUCUAACUUCAGCAAGAAGUGGAUCCUACCCAGGAACCUCAGCUGGCAGCACAAAUAUUUACCUUGAUCCAGCCAUUCAAAAUUAUCAGAGAAAGUCAUGCAUGCAGAGGUGGUGAUCUGCACGACUAAGGCUACACAAGAUUUCAGCAACAUAGCUUUUCCCUUUCAUGUUUUUGUUGGCCUUGAAACAGACUAACAGAUGUAACACAUUGUGCAUGCUUUGUGUUAUUUUCCUAAUCUUCCCACCGUGUACCCAUUCACAGUCAGGCAGUCCGCUGGCGUAACGGUUGGUGCCUGUCACCAAUACAGUGAAGACUGGCAGUCCUAGGUUCAGACCUCGCCUCAGGCACGUUCUUCUUUCUCUGCAUGAGGCAUUUAUUUACAGGGCUGGCUACCUUGCCGUGAUAAUAUAUAGUCUUAGUUGCUGGGUCGACGUGAAACACCAAGUCUCUCUCCUCCCACCCCCAACUCACAAAGUAUUGAAAUUGAUCAUGUUUUAGCCCUCUUGAUAAAUUUUUAUGAAGCAAAUUCACACUUAAUUUUCAAAACAAUUAUACAGCAAUCAGUUCUAGAAUUAAAUCUUUUCCUUGUGCUGGUACAGUUGAUCAAAACAUUAACAUCACAAAGCUUUUGCAGCAUGAUUAUUCCAAAUAAUUGAUCCAAAAUUGAAAUUCAAGAUGUAUGAUAUAAUCAAUUCCAUCAUCCACAAGAAAAUAUUACCCAGGUCAAUUUAACUCUGAAAAUCACUCUGAAACAUAUAGCUUCACUGGUUCUGGCUUAAUCCUGUAAUUUCCAUUUAAUGGUGACUUUUCUAAACAUUUUUAUCAAAAUUAAGAUAUUUUUGUUAAAUGGAAGGUACCAAGAAAAAAUAAAUGGUAUAGUCUGUCAAAUAAUAUAUUGCUUAAAAAUAUUAAUGUUCCAUAUACCUCCACUUAUAUCACUUUGGAACAUUGGAUUCUGCACAUCUAAUAAGGCGUUAUUUAAGAGAACAACUUGGACUUAACCAUUUUUCUGAAAAUUUAUGGUACCAAGACAAGAUGUGGAAUCAACAUUCAUUAUACUACAACAAUCAGUACAAUGUACCUUGCAUCAAGUGACUGUGAGUUUGUACAUGUUGAAAUGUGCACAACCAUCACAUUGUUGUGUUUUCUCAUAUGAAAGUUGACACUGAUCUCUAGAGACUCCUGCUGCGUACUCUCGGACACCACUCUGACCUUGUGGACAUAGGAACUAGCAAACAGAAGUGAUUCUUCUGCAGUAGUUGUGUGUUCUGUAGACCUUGUAGAGCACUACUGACUAGACUUACCCCACAGUGUAAUGUUGGCUGGCUUAGACAAAUGAUGGUUUUUUUUCACCAAGUGGCAUGCAAGGUGCAUGAGAAGUAGUAUGAUGGUUAUUACAGUCACCGUAACACACUACACCACAAACUUUACACAGUCAUUUUCAGCACUAGAUGUAAUAGGUCCAACAGUGUGACCAUAUUGCCAGCACUUUUGUGUACAUUAAUAUACAUGCUUUCUGCUUGAAAGCAGGACACAUUCCUCCAUGGUUUAACAAUGCUAUCAGCAGCUUUGACAAAACUUUCAAACUUCAUAUUGUACUCCCAGCAAGUCCCCUUGCCACAAGUAGAGCCAAUCACAUUGCAGUUUCUUAGCAUAAUUCUUUUCUUUCAUGUGUCAUGCAUUUGUCUUGAGCAAGUUGUGUAUCUUAAAUGAUUUUCACCUCAAUAAAUCAACCACACCAUUUUAUCUUAAUGUGUUGAAUUUAUUUGAAUUAAGCAUCAUUGUACUCGAAGCUUACACAGAAAACUUCUGUAAAUGGUGGAGGGAAUAGAGACUGGUGUAUGCAAGUAUGAGCAUGAAUGAAGGUGAGGCAUGAGUGCAAUUUUCUUGUCUGCUUGAUGCAAAACACAUAUAAAUUAAAACUUCGCUCUUCUCAGAAUGCUUAGUGUAAAUCUGGGAUGCAUAAAUAUACAUGAUACAUUUGGCAACCAGAUAUAUAUGACCACUGGACUGCAUAAAUCUGUGAUAAACAUUAGGUAGUCGCAUGCUUCAAAAAGGUCGACUGUAUAGGUUUUUAUUUCCCCUUCACUGAUUAAAAACAGGUUUAGCCUUUAUAGCUAUUUGAUCACGGGAAGAAAGUUGGAGAAGAUUAUGCUUGAUCUGCGUCUUCAUACCUUUUUUAACUCUAGGCUCACUGUGAUCUUAACAAGCUUUACUUAACUUCAUACAAAAAAAUCCGUGUAAAGCAGCACUGUUUAUAAAACUUGGACAUUCUAUUACAACAUGUUGCAACUUAAUGGCCUGCUGUAAAUAACCAUUUUGUUUCUCAGCCCUGUUUACUGGUCAUACCAUCUUUAUGGCAUUAACACAAAAGCAAUGCCAACCUGCAAAAAGUAUGGAAAAAAUCCAUCUUUCUUUAGGUGUGCUUGAUUUCUGCUAUGACUACUGAAAUUCUAAAGAUCUUCAUAUUUGCUUCCCAUCCCAAAACUUGAUAGGAACUGGAAAGUGCUUUCUUAUCUUGACCAGCUUGACAGUGAACAUUUACUCUUUAGGCCAUCUUUAGUGUCUUGGCUGUAUUUUCAUAGGCAUUCACUAGCAUAUAUAUAGAUUCUACUUGUCCUCAGCAGACUGUAAUAUCACCUUGUGGCUCGGGCAAAUAAACACGACUGAUACAGCAUCAAGAACAUGCACUAAAUGCUGUGUUCAGUGAUACAGUCUGGGCAUAGACACCUCUAUCACAUUCAUAUUGUCAUAUUGCACAUGUAAUGCAGACAUGGACCAUCAGGUACAGAGCAUUAAAAUAUGUCUGCAACCUGUUUCCUAGAAACAAGCUCCAGCAAACAACUUUGUUAUUUAAUGUAUAAACAAACGUCUUAAUGCAAAACAUCCCAGUGUAGACCAUACUUGAGGAUUUUGCCAUUACCUUUAUCAGAUAUGCUUGGAAAAACUUGUCACAGACCACUUUCCAUCUUUUACUAUUAAUGAAUAAACAUGACAAGUCUAUUCUUUUAUGCAAAAUUAAAGAAAAUAUAAACAAACUGUAUUUCUCUGCAUGUGCCAGGGUAGAGGUGAACUUGCAUCAGGCAUUAAGUCAUUACCAGUAUCAUGCUUAGGAAUUGGCGCACGCACACACACACACACAAAAUCUGUUCUCUUACACAAAUGAACAUCCACCCACUCUCUAUCUUCUUGUUACACAUACGGCACUUAAAAGUUAACCUUCUUCCUCAAAACUCGCCGAUUAAGGCAGCUGUGAGUUUACUGGUCACAACAGACCUCCUGUCCUGUGUACAGCUUCUAUUCACAAGACAGUCGCUAAAUGUCUCUGGUUGUCUAUUAAAUACAAGGUUUUGACACAUGUCUGAAGAACUUUAGCAACGUGUAAGUUUACUCAAAUUUACAAACAGAUGAUUUCAAAUUCUCCUCAGCCUUAAGCAUCGUAUCUUUUUGUGAUUCCUUAACCUGUCUUUAUCAAGAAAAAAUGCCCUGAAAUAGUCACAGACUAUUUGUACUGUGAACUAUAAAAAAAAUGAAAUUUUCCCAUCAUAAUUAUUUGUUCACACUUGUAGAUCUGUCAAUCCCUCUGGUAGUAACAUUCUAGAAUUCAAUGCCUGAUAAUUGAGAGUUCCUGAAACAAAUUCUAGAAACAUUUACAACCUUAUCUGACCCCAUUGUUUAUCAAGCUAAUGUUUUGGAUCAAAUGAGGCCACACCAAUAAUUAUGUUUGUUACCCAAGAACUAAAAACAUCCUGCAACAACUUCACUAAAUAUCUAAUAUUGUCAUUUUACCCAUGAUCUCUCUUUCUCUUUAAUAAUUCUGUAUGUGUUUAUGUUGACUACUGAAAAAAAGUAUCAUUUCAUCUCAUGCCUGGCAAGAAAAAAAAGAGAUUGGAAGAGAGGUCAGAACACAAAGACAGCAAUGACAGUAAAUGGCAUGUGUGCUGAAAUACUUUAGAUUCUAAAAAGACAACCAUGCAUCUAAACUGAAGCCAGAAAAGUUGUGUCAGCUAUCA
Pomacea canaliculata is the source of this 14214-nucleotide messenger RNA. Its product is annotated as inositol 1,4,5-trisphosphate receptor type 3-like. The record is from RefSeq and is a predicted model, not a curated record. Gene Ontology annotation, cellular component: endoplasmic reticulum; membrane. Lineage: Eukaryota; Metazoa; Mollusca; Gastropoda; Architaenioglossa; Ampullariidae. Gene Ontology annotation, molecular function: inositol 1,4,5 trisphosphate binding; inositol 1,4,5-trisphosphate-gated calcium channel activity. Gene Ontology annotation, biological process: calcium ion transmembrane transport.